CUUCCCGGUAAAUUAUGAAUUCGAGAGAGGGAGACUAUAUGCGUGUAAAUUUCGUUAUGAUUUCACGCGAAAUUUUCGUUUGAUUGCCUCUAAACAAGUUUUGUGACCAAGAUAAACUCAUGCCGAAAUACGGCACCAAGACAUACAGCCGUAAUCGCGCCAAAGAAUCAAAACUUUCCAAGGAAUUUGAUGAGAUUCAACAGAGUGAGAAUUCGGAUGCAAACGUUACAUUAGGGCAGAAGACGUUCUCAAGAGGGACGUCCAGGAAGUCUCCGUGGGCUAGAACAAGUAGAAUAAUCGAAAGCAAUGCUGGUCUGAUAAAGGCAGGAAAUAAUGAUUCAUCAAAGACAAGCAAACGGCGAAGAUUAGGCACGAUCGAUGAGAAAGACCCGUAUGCUUUCGACGAAGAUGACGUGACGAUUUCACACUCACAGAAGAGUGCUCUGCAAAGUAACGCUAUCGUACCAGAGAAACAAGCGAUCGCGCCAGAAGUUACUGAUAAAAGUACUGAUGAUGAAGCUUAUAGCAGCUCUCAAGAAUUUAGUGAAAAUUCAUCCCAAGGAGGCGAGAAGAGGGGCACUUAUACUUACAGAAAGAAGCUCAGUUCGGUAAGGUCGUAAACAUAUUUUUAUCUCCAAGGGCUACCAAAAAGGAAAUUUUCCUCACAGUAUCAGUACACUUUUUAGCUGUAGGGGGUAAUCACAAGGGAGAAAAAUAUCAAUUAUAGAAUAUUUGUUGAUCUAACAUCAAAUUCUCAGCCUUUGAAUUUAAAGAAGUGUCAGGCAGACAGUGUGAUCAUAAAGAAUUGAUUUUUAGGUCUUGGGGUUGAAAGGGUGACCGACUCUGUACUACUCAUUUGGCCUGAGUAUUUUCUUUGCCUCAUAUUCAAACAUAAAUAUCACAUAAUGGCAGUCAAUCCUUUUUGUCAUAAUGUAAUUUUUAAUUUUUUUCUGUCUUCUACACAUUUUUUUGUCUAUUUGUUUUGAUAAAUUGGAUUCUAUGGAACUUGAAAACAAGAUCCUAUGUGCAGAAACUGAUAUAAAGUGUUUCUCAGUAGUUUCAAUUUUGAUACUCAAAAAACAGGUGCUUUAUUAAGUGAUUAAUGCUCUUCUUGAUUUCACUUUGCAGUCACCUUUUAAGAGUUUUCUGAAGAAUAAUGACAAGUCUCUCUCACCAAAGAAAGACAAAUUAAGAAGACUCUCAGCCUUGGUAAGAUUUUUUAUUUUUGUUUGGGGAGGAAAGAGUGCAUGAAUAGAACGGGGAUAAGUGAAGGGUUUAGAACUUGUAAGGAGGGUUGUGCCUCUCUCAUAGUGUGACAAGGUUUGAAAAUGAUCCCUUUAUGAAAAGAAGACCAGGCUUUUUCUCAGGCAAAUUUGCCGGAUGAUCACAAAUGGAAAACACUAAGAAAAUUUCUGUGGCCUACAGUACAUUAACAGUUGAGUGUUUUAUGAUAUGAUGUAAAGUUAGGUGUAGGAAGUUUAAUAAUGUUUUUUACAGUCUUAAAGAAUUAAAUAAUUUUAUUUAUUGGCUCCUUUAAGGCUGUUAUCUUUGUUCAAACAGAUUUAGGUGGGUCAGUUCUCAAUUCCCCCUUUUAAAGUCUGAUAACAUUAAGGAAGCGUAAUGAUAUCCAUCUGUGAAAACUAUUUUUGAAGAAAAGGAUAGCUUAGGAUACCCAGAGACUAGAUGGUCCACAAAUGAUUUUACUGCUGUUCUACCAGAGAUAGUAUUAAUGAUAAUAAAUGGUCCAGCCAUGAUGUAGUGAGGUCAAUCUAAAGCAUGGUUUUUUUAAAGCCCACAAGUGCUGAUUUUAGUGAAGAGUCACAGGAUGAAGUACCCUCAGAUGCCCCAAGUCUUGCUCCAGCUGUGUGUCUGCCACAGAAAAAAGAUACUGAUUCUCCAAGUGCAAUCAGAGUUAAAAGAACUGAUAAACCAGUAGGUCUUUGUCUACAAGCAUACUAUGUUUUGUUAACACUCAUCAGCUGGACAGUGAUUUUAUCCAUUAGAUAGUGUUAUCCACCCUAUGAACAACUAGGUCCUACUCAAAUGUAAGUUGAGUGGUCCUGGAAACUUGAUUCAAAAUAAAGGUUUCAUAAAAACUUCAAAGAUUGAGGCUUGAGUCAAUUGUUUUAGAUGUCUGGGGUUGUUCACAUAUCCUAUAUCCUUGCCAAGUUUUGUGAUUUUCAUUCCUGAUUUUUUUAAGUCAUCACCUUUGUCAAAUCUAUUAGAUUUUGAAAUCCUUCAAGGUUUUUGAUGCCCCAAAUUAGUUUGAUAAAUGUUGUCUUCUCUGUUAUAGCUUUUCACAGUAGUGAGGAAUGUCAAACAAGUCCAUGAAUGUCUAGAGUCAGGAGAAGACCAGCAGGUAAGCUUUUCAUUUAACUUUCUCUCAGUUUCUCUGCCCUCAGGUUAAAAAAAAAAACAGCAACAAUGUUAAGUGCCAGAUAUCUUAAAUUGGAUGCAGAGUUGAGAGUUUGAGCUUCCUUUUGCAGCAUUCAUUCUAAGGCUGUGUUUUGCAGCAUAUGUAAUGCAUUCUGCUUCCCUUAUAAAAUUAAGUGAUAUCAUUUUAAUGUAAAAUGAAUACACUUUUGUUUCAGUUUUUUGAUGAUGUAGAGUACCUUCUGGAUGGUCUCAAUGAGACUCGUUCAAUUUCCACCCGCUGUGUCAGUGCUCUGGAUUUUGCAUCACACUGUGCUCAACCCUCUUUCAGAGUGAACCUUCGGGCCCAUGGCAUGGGACCCAAAAUAUUUUCAGCUCUUCAAGAUGCACCUUCAGAUAAGGUAAGGUUUUGUUUCAGUCUUAUAUACAAUUUACUUAGUUAAAUGUAAUACUCACAAUUAUCAAGAUGUUCUUUUCUUUGCUGUACUUUGCUCAGUACUCUUAUUUUAUCAAUCCCUUCUAUACCACUACUGCUCUUAGAGGAAAAGUUGUGAAUUCUUUCCAUCUUGAUUUCUCUGAUUAUUUGCAGUGCUUGGCGCUUUGUACAUCAGCGAUUACCUUGAUGUUAUCUCAGGAUCGUCAAAAUGCUGACUUGGACAGAUCCGUUCUUGGUAAGAAUUUUAUGUUUUUGGGUGUAAAUUCUGACAGUGCAAUUACAAUAGUGUAUGAUACUUGAAUUGAUCCUAAACUUAUUUACUUUCCAGAACUAAUGAUGAAACUCCUAGCUGUGGACAGUAAGAACAAGCAAUCAAAAUCACUGAAGGAUUACAAUAAAUAUGUCUCCAAAGUGCGGUUAGUGCACCUUACAUGAGGAAACAUAACCUUCAUUUGUAAAUAUCGCUUAAAAUAAGCAAUUUUUAGUGAAGUAUCAAAAGCUAUCCUGAGUGACAAUGGGUAUUUUACCUUAUGUUUUAUGAUGACAAUUGAGAUGAACAACUUGAUUUGUGGUGCUCUCUCACUCAGUCAUUAAUGUUAAAACCAACUGCAACUCAUAGCUAGUCACUCAUGCUCUCCUACAAGGAAAAGAAGAGGUGUUGUUGGCUCUUUGUAAUAUAUCCUUUGUUUGUGAGUGGGUAUUACUAUUAAUAAUGAUCAUAGUAACAAGCAGAGUCCAAUUUGGUCAGUAAUCAUAUGAGUGAUUAACAAAAUCGGAUGACCGGGAGUCCUAUUUGUAAAUCACGAGUAUGAUUACAGAAAGAAUUGGAUGAUAUGAAGUCCUGUUACCAAUUAAUCAAAACUAUGACAAAAUUUGAUUAAGAAUCUAGACAUCGGUUAUAUGUAUUCAUAAAAAAAAAGCAUCAGUUAACUCAACAAAAUGCAAGACAAUAGUAUGCACACAUGACGUGUUCUGUCCACUUACACAGGCAUGAUAUGUGAACCGUCCCUUUAACUGUCCUAUUACACUGUCCAAUGGGCCAUUUUACAGUUGUGUACUUAGUUGCCAAGCCUUUGAUUUGGAGUGAGGCUGAAGGUGACCUUGUUGGGAUAGAGACUAGUAUCCAAUUAGCAUGAUAACAAAGUAAUUUGCAUUUGAAAAGCAGCAAGGCUUGUAUCAUAACAAGGUCACCCUUUGCCUCAUUCCUGUUCAAAGGCUUGGCAACCAAGCAUACAACUGUAAAAUGGACUACUGCAAACAUGACACAUACACUGUCCUAUUAAUGCUCAAAUUGGGCUUGUGAGAACCAAUCACAUUCAAGAAUUUUGUUAUAGUUUUGAUUACAUUGGUCAUGGUGCUAUCUAAAGCCUACAUCAAAAUGAACAGUUACAAAUGUAACUCAGUGUGACUUAUCAUGUACUUUCUACUCCUAUAUGAUUGUUAACAAAACAUUUUUAAAGAGCUCUUUCCUUCUUAAGCAUAUUCUUCAAUGAGUCAGGGUCAUCGUGUAUCUGCUGAUAUUCUGGUACAAUUUUGUAUCAAUUGUGUUUUCUUUUAAGGAGGUUGGUCUUACCCCAAACCUCAAAAUCAUUUUCAUCAUAGGACUUUACUUGAAAAGCAAAGUGCCUCUGAGGAACUACUUGAAAUGGGAGAUGAUGACAUAAAUGUAAGUUAUUUGAAUUAAGAUCAUAAAUGUUUUUACCCUUUAACUCCCAAGAUCUGAUUGUUAAUUCUCCCCUCUAGCUGCUACACAUUUCCUCAUAAUUUAAUUUUGAGAAUGUGGUGUUUGAUCAAGAUAACAACUUCUACCUGAUAAGUUUGAGUAUUCUUGUUACCUGUUUGUGGGAUAAUGUAUGGAUAUGAUAGGGAGAAGUUUCAUGUUGAUCACUUCUGGGAGUUAAAGGGUUAAUUAUUAUAGUUUAUUUGAUAUAUAUUAUCUUUUCCUCUAAUGCUGAGCCAAGGUUAUGUUUUCCACAGCCUGCCUCACUCGUGUGUGAAUCUAUGCUCUCCCUGACAUCCCAGAGAAUUGGGGAAUGGUUUAAAGAAGAAAUAAGAGUCCUGCAGGGACUGGAUCAUAUAAUGAACACAGGUUAGAGCAGAUUUACAUAGUUGUAAUUUUUGCACAAUGUUGGCUAUAGAGUCACAAAAAGCAACAGAAGAAAGUCAAAACAAAUUUUUUAAUUGAAAAACAAAGAUGAGUACCAGUUGGAUUCAGAUUCUGCCUAUGGUUACAACAACAAACAAACAAAUCAGUUAUAAGCUCAUUAUGGCAGGAUCCCUUGUCACUAUGUAAGUGGACUUACUGGGUAUUUGAAAAGUUAAUUUACUUUGAAGUAUAUCACACCUUUUUUUCCCUAUAUUUUGAUUAGCAAUUCAAAUUAUUGAUGAGCUUUUAACAAGACAUGUGGAUGGCAAAUUACAUGAGGGAGUGUCAAUAGCAAAGCUCAAAAAGCUAACAAGAUGCAUGAGGCUUCUGGAGAAUGUGAGUUGUCAUGUUUGUUACAGUGUUCUUAUGAUUUUUACUUGAUUAUCCCAUGAUCCAUUAGCUGAUAUUUACCCACCUAAAACCUGUGAUUAGCAAGUUAAGGUCCUAUCUCUUGGGACUGACUAAGAUAUAAUUUUUCCUACUGUAUUAAUAUAUCACGAAACAGAUACAGUAGAUGAUUGGAAUUAACCUUUAACUGCCAUUAGUGACCAAGACAGAAUUUCUCAUUACAAUAUCAAUACAAUAUCAAGCAGACAAGUGAUAAGAAUAAAGAAAAAUAGAAAUUAGGGGAUUAUUAGUUGAUCCAAUACCAAAUUCUUCAAACUAACAUCACAAGAACUUUAUGGCAGACAGUAAGGAGAUUUACUUAUGAGAUCUUGGGAGUUAAAGGGUUAAGGAAAAUAUAAACAAGGAAAUACCAGUAAUAUUUCAUUCAGCACCAAAUACUCAAUUUUUUUUUUUUGAAGGACAUUUUCUUAACCAGAGCAAUUUUAUUUUUCUUAAGUUAAAUUUAUGAUAUUGCCAUUACUUAGAGGGUUAAAAUCAAACUGGUACAUUAAAAAAUUUUAAACCAACCAACUAGAGGAAACUAUAUUUUAAUAGCAUAUGGGAGAUCUUUUUUUUUUCAACUUUGUUUCCUUUUUUAACUUUGAUAAGUUAACAAACUUCCAGUGAUUAUUUUUUCUAAUUUCUACUGCAGGUUACAAUCCAGAAUUUGAAUAAUCAAAAGUACAUGAUUCAGUAUGAAAAAGGGUCAUUUGUGACAAGCCUUGUCAGGUAAAUAAGCAUCAAAGUAUCAAUUCUUCUUCAUAGUAAGUUCACCCCUUAGACCUGAGAACCAAUUUUCCGACUCAUUUAUUGGCUAAUACAAAUAUUGCAACAAAAAGACUUGAGUUAGAGCUGAUGAGGGGCCAUUUUUGUUGUGUUUCAGGACUAGAGAGUCCCCUUUUGCAAAUCAUUGCUCCAUAAAGGACCAUAAACUGUCCAGAAACUGGAAAAAUACUAUAGGGAAAAGGGAGGGGUGAAGCAUCCAUUAUAUCUCAUUAUACUUUUUGUUUUUUGUUGAGCUGUUGAGGGGCCAUUUUUUUUGUGUUCCAGGAAAUGAGAGUUCCCUUUCCAAAUCAUCUCUCCGUAAAGAAUCAUAAACUGUCCAUAAACUGGACAAAAUACUAUGUGGGGGGGGGGGGGGGGGGGGGAGGAGUGAAGCAUUCCAUUCCAUUAUAUCUCAUUAUACUUUUUGGCUGUAGGCCUUUAAGCCAUCAGGUACAGUUAUACUGUUAUGAUUAAUUUUGUCCAAGGGCUCAAUCAUGUUUUGAUUUUUUAUUACAGAUUGUUACAAAUGUGCCUUAACACACUCAACAAUGGUGUCUCAUCAAAGAAAGCUAAGAAAAAACCUGAUGAAGUGUUUCAAGACUGCUUCUUUGGCAUUCUCAAAGUUUUUCUCAAUCUUACCCACAACUUUGGUAAAAUUCUUUGUCAUUAUGAAGUGCACAGUUCUCGUGAUUAUUAAGUGAUCUGGUCCUUGAUUAGGACUCCUAAAUUAACCCUUUAUGUACCCUUACAUCAGUAUGCAAGUUCUCCAUACUGCUCUUUAUACAUUUCCUAUGGUACUUACAAGUAGAAUUUGUCUAUUAGUCAAUAGUGUUUUGAGUUUGUGAUCAUUUCCUUUGUUCUCCUGACCUUAGUGUUAGAUUCAGGGGCGAUAUUGUAAGGAGAGUUUAGGUGCUACUGAUUCAUAGGUGUUAAAAGAAAAGUAACAUUUUUCUUUUCGUUCUCCAGAGAGAGGAUGUUCCUGCAUUGGGCAACAGGAAGGCUUCUUAUCAUCACUUCUUCUGACUGUUUUACAGGUACAAUACGUAGCAGAAGUGUUAGAUGCCAAGGCCUAAUAUUUAGCACCCUGGACAUGGCUUUGAGAAGUGUAGAUUUUUGUGGUGAUUGGAUUGUUGGGUUGUGUUCUUUGGAAAUGCACCAUACAUUCACAAAGCCUCUCUCCAACUAGUAAUUUGAAUGAAUAGCAGGAAAUUGUCAGUCUGACUUCUAAGGGUAAUUCCCCCCCCCCCCUUAGCAUUUGGGAAGAACCCCAAGACAGCUCAUAGAUGCCCGUUGAUACUCCUGGAUAGGGCUAGACAGCAUGUGAAUAAAGUAUUUUGUUAAAGAACACAAAGCAGUAACCUCAGCCGCAGUUUAAACCUACUCAGAUCUUACUAUGCCAGUUCAUGCACACCUAUGCAUUUCAUGUUGAGGAAAUAUAAUGAUUUUCUUCAAAACAGAAAUUCAAUGGCAACCUUUUAAGCAGAAAAAACUAACUGUGCAAUAAUUUUUUCACCUUAUUAGCUGCCCCAGUUUGUUUCAGAGAGCAAGAGAUUUGAUCUUCUUGUACUGGUGAGUGAGUAUGACUUGCAUUUUUCAGUGCUAAAUGUAAACUAGAAAAUUGAGGGUGUUGAUUCCUUUGAGUGGCUAUUAAAAACUCUGUGCAAGUUUCAAGUGCUUCAUUGUAUAUGGAUGGGCUUCAGUGACUUUGCCAAUCACAAGUAAACCAGGAUAAAACUUGCUGCAAGGGAAAAAAUCUCGUAACCCCCCUUUAGAAAUGAAAAUUUUGACAAGUUAGACCAAUUAGGUUGUUAAUUAUCCUUUCAGCCAUUAUCGAAGCCUUUGGUUAACAAUAAUUAGAGAUUAGUAGGAUUUACAAAACCAUACAAUGUGUAAUAGGCCAUUUUACAGUUGUGUACUUAGUUGCCAAACCUUUGAUUUGGAGUGAGGCUGAAGGUGACCUUGUUGUGAUAGAGACCAGAAUCUAGUUAGCAUGAUAACAAAUUAAUUUGCAUUUGAAAAGCAGCAAGGUUUGUAUCAUAACAAGGUCACCCUUAGCCUCACUCCUAUUCAAAGGCUUGGCAACCAAGCACACAACUGUAAAAUGAACUGUUAAAGUUGUGUACAUAAACAUUUUGGAAGAAGGGAUUUUUUUAUCAGAAUUUGGAGUGAUAUUUCAUGCUUUAUGGGUAAUGCAGUAAAUGAUCCAUGUAACAUGCAUUAAUCUUCAAGAGUUAAAAUCAUUGGCUAUUUUCUUCGCUAGAGUUUGGAAUUAUUAAUAAACCUGGUGGAGGACAGUAAGCAGAACAUUGCCUCCCUGGUACAGCUGCGUACCUCCUCCCCCUGCCAUGAUAGUCAAGAUGACAGCCAAGAUGUGACAAAUCAGGGGGGGAAACUAAGCUCAACUGAAGCUCUUGUGCAGCUCUUUCUUAUAAGAGAGGAAGCUGCAAGGAAUACAGAUGACAUGACAUCAGGUUUAUCAACUGAAGGUACAUAAUUUAAUAUAAUGUAUUCUCAGAAAAUGAGCCAGUCAAGGAUGUAAUAGAACAAAUUUAUUUGUUAGUUGCGAGAAAUAUUUCAGUGGGUAAAUGUACAGGUAUGAGCUGGUGUAAGAUAAAAGUUUUUCAUUUGUAGGUGUGACGUUUGGCAUUUGUGCAACAUGCAUACUGGCAGUUAAAAAGAUAUUACAUAAAUAUUGAACUGAAUUUAAGCAGUGGCAGACCCAUCCAUAUUGUCGAGGGUUUCCAGGUUGAGCUGGUACUUAGUGUGUAGUUUCUUAUAAGGAAUGGAAAACCAACAAAUGUAGACAAAAACAUGUGGACUGGGUCAAAAGACCUAACAAACUCCAGUUAUGUGUGACAAUAGGUGUGUAAAUCAAAGGCUACUAACAACAUCAGAAAGCCAGCAUUCUCACCACCUGUGUAAGUUUAUCUCUUUAACCCUUCAACCCUUGAGAGUGACUAACAUCUAAUUUCUCCUCACCAUAUCCCCCCUGAAUCAAACACAAGAAUAAUUGAGAUGAUCACCAAUUUAAGAAGUUCCUGAUUGUUGCACAAAUUCUCCUUGUCAUUACUACAGGAAACUAAGAGAGAUCUUUGAGGAGAAUAAGAAUACUCAUGUUAGAGUGUAAAGGGUUAAGAUUUGGAUGGUAGCUUAACUAGUUUGAGCAGUGAUAUCUUGAUACAAAAUAUUAUGAUGGACCAGUGGAUCGAUGGAGCAAUCAGUCAAUAAAGGGGGGAUUUUCAGGAUUUUAUUGAAAACAAUAUUGUGGUAAUCUGAAGCUGCAAUUGCAAAAUUGAAGAGUAUUAGAAAUGAAUCCUUUUCUAACAAAAAAGCCAGAUAAAGGGUAGCAAAAUCAAAGGUACUUACAUUUGUCCAGCCUUGUCAGGUACAUAGAUUUACAGUCACAAAGAUAACCACUUCUAAUUGAAAAAAGGCCCUUAAAAACACCCUAAACCGUGUGUUACAAAUACCGAAAAAACUGUGUUACAUGUAAAAAUCACAUGAGCUUAAUGGCCAUAGAUUAGAGUCCAAUCUGUCACGAUUUCAGUAAUGCAACAGAAGCGAUAUUAACAAGAAAUAAUUUUAUUUCUUGUCCAGAGGAAAGUAGUCAGGAGUCAUUUAAACCCACAAAGGAUGGCAAGGGAUGGACUUUUGGUGAAGAUAUUGAUGUUUCUGUUGAUGAAGGAGAUAAGAAAUCUAACGAUGCACAAGAAGAGGAAGAGGAAAUUGUACCCCUGGAGGUGCAGCUUGGGAAAGGUGAGGCCAUUUUCUGGGUGGGAUUACAUCCUACACCUAAUAACAGAGUCUAACCAUCUGGUUACCAUAUCUCGUACAGUUUAUUUAUUUAUUUAUUUAUGUUGCUUGUACAGCAUUGCAAAAAGCUGGAAAACACAUGGAAGAUAGUGUUGUGGCUGCAUAUGUUGCCCUUCUACUUGGAUGUAUAGUACAGGAAAAUAAGGUAAGUGUAAUGCGUUACAUUGAAAUUGGUGUCUACACUAUAGACAGGGAUGUUUGAGGAUUCAGAGGUACUUAUGCCAGACCUGGUUGGAUCAUUAUGUUGUAUCCUUGGGCAAAACAUUUACUGUCCAGUGCCUUUCUCCAUCCAGGAGUAUAAAUGGGUACAUGUACCAACAAGCUCCCAGGGGAACAUGAUGAAAUGCUGGGGGACCAUCAUCCCAUCCAUGCAGAGUGUCAAUACUCCUUCUUGUGCCAUGUUAAGGAAACUGUGAUAACACCAGCAAGAUAUGCAACAUGGCUCAACUGCUCCCUAUGACAUUUUUUUUUUACCUUAUUAAUUAAUCCUUUGUUUUAUUUUACAAUAACUUAAUUGUUAAUUUUCUGCUAUCAUUUAUUAGGCAAACCAGUCUUUUGUAAGGAGUCUUUUACCUGAUGGUGAUUUUUCUCUUCUUAUUAAUGUCUUGAGAAAAUUCCUCCGCUUCAUUAAGCUCACGGUAAGCAAGUAACAAGACUUCUCUAAGUGAUAAUGGUUGAUUAUGAAAAUUAUGUGGUUUCUGGAGCUUGCCUCCCCUUUAACCCUUUACAGCCUAACAUCAGUAUAUGCAUAUUCUCCACACUGUUCUUUAUACAUUUUCUGAGGUGCUGACAAGGAGAAUUUGUUCGCCAAUCAAAAGGUUCCUUCCCUGGUGAUCAUUUUCUCUAUUCUCAUGACCGUAAUGUGUGAUUCAGAAGUGAUAUUGUAGGGAGAAAUUAGAUGUGAGUCACUUUUAGGGUUUAAAGGUUAAGAAAAUGUCGCAAUGUUCUGUAGAAAGUCUGUAUUAUAGCAGAGCUUGCAGAGUGUAGUCCCAUAAUUAUACAAAAUAGUAGUAACCCAUCAAGCCGAAAAAAAUUUGGAUGUACAACCGUACAAGGUGCUACCUUUAACAUGCGCGGUAACUGUACCAUGGGCACACCAACGUCACGGCUUUGUCCAGUAGUCCAGUGGUCAGAGCACUGGGCUCUGAGUUGGACAACCCAGGUUCUAGUCCUGGCCAGGGCAAGGCAUUGUGCCCUUGAGAUGUGUGGGGAAAAUAAAUGCAAGCUCCACUUUUAGGCUUGGCUAAAUCUAUAUAUUAUUACAGUUUUACUGCAUUCCAUAGAUGCAUUAGUGUCUCUUGUUUGUGUCAAGAUACAAAGAAUGUUGACAUCUUUAUACUUGUUUCAUCUUAGAGUGACCAGCAUCUAAUUUCUCCAUACAAUAUCACCCCUGGAUCACACAUUAACCCUUUAACCCCCAUGAGUGACCAAGACAGAAUUUCUACUUACAAAUAUCAAUACAGUAUCAAUCUGAUCAGUGAUGAGAAUAAAGAUAAAUAUAAGUUCGAGAAUUUUCUAGUAGAUCCAGAACCCAAUUCUCAGAAGUAGCAUCAUAAGAAUGGUAUGGCAGACAGAAAGAAGAAUUAAAUAUGAGAUCUUGGGCAUGAAAGGGUUGAGGUCAUGAGAAUAACAAAAAAACUAAAGAAGCUCAAGAUUUUAAAACAAAUUCUCCUUGUCAGCACCUUAGGAAAUGUUUGAAGAAUAUGCAUUCUGAUGUUAGGGUGUGAGGAGUUAACGGUACAUGUAUAGUAUAUAUACUAACUUUUUUUUUUUUAUUCUUAUAGAGCGGCACAAGUGGCCAUGGAAUUGAAAAAAUUGUUAAAGUAUUGGAAAGUUGCAAGUGAACCAAACAAGCCAAGUUGUUUUGGGGAACAGUAAUGAUUUACCACAGUAGUCUACUGUUUGUAAAGUGAUGUACAUUUUUUAUUUCUACAUAAUUAUCACCAGAUGAAAAUUAAAUUCAUAUCCAGCACAGCACUUAAUGAGACAAAUUAUCUACAAUCUGGAUCACUGUAUAUAAAUAAGUUAAUUUGUUCCUUUUUGUGCUCACUUGAGACACAUGGGUUGAUGAUGUAAAUUGUGCAUGUCUCACUUGAUUGCAAAGGAUGGCUGUGGAUAGGCUAUCAUAGGAUUAGCAUGUGCACUGUAGAUCAGCUUGCAUUCCAUACCAGUUCUUCCAUAUAUUUCAAUAAAGUUUGCAUUGUCUCAACAUUUCUCUGUCCCUUGGCAAGCAUGUGUGGUAUAGCCAACCAUAUUUUCAGAGUCCAUCUUGUGUUAUUUUUAAUAUUUUCUCUAUUAUGGGUCUCUGCAAGAAAACACUAAUGGUAGUGCUAAUGCUAUGGAGGAAGAAAAAAUGGCAGGAUCUGUGGCUCUGACCAAUCCUUGCCUAACUUUGUGUUGGUACCCUUUAACUUAACUUGUUUCUUUGUUUUUGUUUCGGUCACUGCAUUCCUGGAACAGGUUAGAAUUAGAACAACUUUGGAAAACAGGCCAACUAGGGUCCACCUUGUAAAAGAGAGUUUCGAAGCUAACAACAGUC
Molecule: messenger RNA, 12459 nt
Organism: Pocillopora meandrina
Lineage: Eukaryota; Metazoa; Cnidaria; Anthozoa; Scleractinia; Pocilloporidae
Source: the annotation of a GenBank genome assembly